Charadrius vociferus (killdeer) is the source of this 1203-nucleotide messenger RNA. RefSeq names its product galanin receptor type 1-like. Gene Ontology annotation, molecular function: peptide binding; G protein-coupled receptor activity. Lineage: Eukaryota; Metazoa; Chordata; Aves; Charadriiformes; Charadriidae. Gene Ontology annotation, biological process: neuropeptide signaling pathway. The transcript has a single exon. Gene Ontology annotation, cellular component: membrane. The coding region runs from base 1 to 1203 and encodes 400 amino acids. The record is from RefSeq and is a predicted model, not a curated record.
AUGCUCUUCCUCUUUGCGAAGGAGCCCGUCACCAUCAGCCUCACAGCGAUGUACCUGGUGUCCUUUGUGGUGGGCUUCGUGGGCAACAUCAUGUCCAUCAGGGUGCUCACUAGGAAGCGCCGGAGUCGAGUGUCCAGCCUGAGUGCCACCCGCAGCCUCCUCAUCAACCUGGCAGUGUGUGACCUCAUGGUGGUGUGCGUCUGCAUGCCCAUCACUGUGGGCAACCUCAUCUACAAAGCCUGGGUGUACGGGGACUUUCUCUGCCGGGCGGUGCCCUUCAUCCAGGCUGUUUCUGUCUCUGCCAGCGUCCUCAGCCUGACCGUCAUCAGUGUGAACCGGUACUACAGCGUGCACAACCCACUCAACGCCCGGUCUUUCUUCACCCAGAAAAGGAUCCUCAGCACCAUCCUGGUGGUGUGGUUGUUUUCCUCAGGAAUAUGCAUGCCCCUCAUCUUCAUGAACAAACGGGAUGAGAUUGGGGUGGUGGAGGGCUUGCCUCUGGUGUUUUCCAUCUGCAGGGAGAUUUGGCCUCAGGAGAGACUCAAGCAAGCCUACAACUUUCUGCUCUUCUGUGCCCUCUACUGCCUGCCAGUCCUGUUCAACAUGGUCAUCUGCUUCCUCACGGUGCGCAGGCUGUGGAGCCGCAGCAGCCAGCUGAAGGAGAGCACUGCCCUGAACCGAUCUCUGCCAGCCUCCAAGCUGAAGAUCCGCAAGAAGGUAGCGCAGAUGGUGGUGGCCCUGGUCCUGCUGUUCGCAAUCUCCUGGCUGCCCGUCUACCUGAUGGACAUCUGGAUAGAUUUCAACAUCCCCAAAUCUUUGCAGGAUGUGACUCCUUCUCCUUGGAUCCUGCAGCUCAGACCUUUUGCCCAGUGGCUUGGCCUCACCAAUUCCAGCCUCAACCCUAUAUGCUAUUGCUUUGUUGGGAACCUCUACAGGUCAGCCAAGGAAAUGAAGAGCAAGUACCACCAAAGAAUGGUCUCCCUCUUUAAUUUCUCCCUGUCCGAAGGGACAACCCGUUCCUCAGUCCCGGAGCUGCUCUCUUACCGGAGUUCAACAGAGCCUUCAAGGAAAGGACCCUCCGCCACCCCCGCCAUGGGCAGGAGAUGUCAGGCAAGUCAUGGCCAUAAGAACAAGUGUGGAGGCUUGAACUCCUGCCAGCAUCCACCUCUCAACACUGUCUCCAAUGAGAACACUUCCUUGUAA